Trichobilharzia regenti is the source of this 2366-nucleotide messenger RNA. The record is from the annotation of a GenBank genome assembly. NCBI's taxonomy places the organism in Eukaryota, Metazoa, Platyhelminthes, Trematoda, Strigeidida, Schistosomatidae.
UCAGCUCAUGAUGAAAUCCUGAAAAAGAGUGUCAAGUGACUACAUUAUGCUAAUCAAGUCACUCUUCCAAAACUGUCACUGUCCUGUGAGAGUUGUUUGGAAUGAUAGCACCCACUGCCAUCGGUCGAUAAUGUUAUGAAUCUUCAUCGGUUAAGGUAGUUAGGUAAUAUAUUACGUAAACUAAAUCCACUGUCUUCCUUGAGAAGCAAUGUUAACUGAAUCAGCAUUAGCCUAAAAAGGAGUUCGUGGUAGCCAUACCACAAAAUGGUAUCAAUCAAUGAGCUCAUUGAUUCCUGAUGAUCUAAGCUACUUAAGGUGAUGUAAAUUACAUGGGUGGAAUCAGUGAUUAGAGACACAUAGAGGCAGCUCAGAAUCAUUCGAAAUGUAUCCACCUAUCAUUUAUUGAGAUUCUGGUAGUUUUAAUUACCUUUCUCCAUCACGCCUAUGUCUGUUUAUGGAAGUAUUAUCCUGCUACUUUUUCUUGUGCUUUUCGAAGCGUGGUGAGUUGGACUGAUGUGCAAUUUUCCGUUAGCGAGUUUCUUUGUCUUAUUUUUCGUCGCUUUUUGUUUUAACACACCAACGUGAAAUGGUGAAGGCAUAAUAUUAAUGCAGUUCUGCUACAUUUUACAUUGAUAUCUCGUAAGGGAAAAACUGUUUAGUAAGCAGGAGAACCUAAAGCUCACCUUUCUGUGGUAACGUUUCUAUGUGCCCAGUAGUGCCAAUCGGAAUAGGUUUGUUGUCAUUGAAUCUUAGCACCACCAAUGCCUUAUUUCUCCCGCCUUCUUCUCUUGCUUUGUGUGCUACAUGGAGUGUGGCGACUUAAACUACCGCACAUCGGUGCAAAGUUCUAUGUCGAAAACAGACAGAUAGAAUGCUUUAUUUGGUCUAGAUUUCUGAAUUAGUAAAAUAUGUUACUGGAUAAAAAAAGCCCUUUUUCAAUAUGCUUCUCAUUAUCGCAAUAUUAACAUUGAAUACCCAUUCUGCCUAGAUAUAAUGAGUCAGUGACGGUCUGUAUUCAGCCUUCAUUUCCUUAUCACCUCUAACAUCUCCCUUUUAUUAUUCAAUGCUUGUUUUCUCUUCACUGAUAUUCCGAUAUGUCUGUUAAACCUACUUAAAUUUAUCAACUCCAGAUUGUAUACAAUUAAACAUUAUAAAAAAUGGUCGUAUAUGAUAUGAAAGCUUAUUAUCAAAUAGGAAAUAAUAUAAAAUUACGCAUACAACACUAUUAAAAAUAAUGAGUACUAUAGUAGGGAUUGAAGUACCCAACUAUUAGCACAGUGUCGCAGUUAAUAGAGAUUUUAAUAUCUAAGGAGAAACAGAUGAACUGUAAAUAUGAGUUGAGUUAAUGAAAGAAAUUUCAAACAAGACAAAUUCACUAUGUGUUAAGAAUUGGGUUUUAUUUGAGAUCCAACUUUUCUUUCAGUUUGAUUUACUUCCAUUGCAUCCAACUGAAAGUCAUCGCUCAAGGUACCUGAUGUUCAAAUAAUUGAUCGUAGAUCAGGUGGUGUCAUGGUUAUCUGUAUUAUACUGGUGACUCAUUGCACAGCUGAUAAAUGUUUUUAUGGCUGUUUUUUCAAUUAUUGACUAUUACUAAUUUAAUGUGAUUUUUUCCAACCUACAGAUUUUGAAUGAUCUCAUCGAUUUACAUCGCCAAGACACAAGCCUACCAGAAAAGUUGUGCAUUAAUUACUCAAAUACGAAAUAAAAAAUAUUAUCGAAAAUGGUGGAUACCAUAUCAUUUGGAUGACUAUCAAACAAUAACAAGAGCACAGCCUAAUGGUUAUGAGAAGUGGGAUCAAGAGUGGAAUGAUUCACACCUACCAAGUGAAUUACAAUUUUUUGAUACUUCACGUCUACCCACACAUCUGAAGGCAAGAAGCAAUCCGUCAAGGGAGUUUUUUAAUAUUAAAAGUAGAAAAGAACAAACUGAAGACUAUCGAAGACGAUUAUUCGGGGAAUACGGAUUCAAGAGCGGCAUUAAUCCAGCUUAUUUGUUCAUGGAUGAAAAAGAAGUAUCAUUUGAAAGAGAGAAAGAGAAGCUACUUGAAAAUCCUGUUGUAGAAAUAGUGAAUGCAAAGCAAGAGGAAGAGAUAAAGACUAGGAAGGAAAAUGAAGAAUUAAUGUUACAGAUUAAGAAGAAUUUAGAAAAAAUGCCGGAACUACUGAAAAAGUAUUAUGCUCAAGAGGCUAAGCAAUCAGUUGCGAAAGUAGAGAAAACGGAUAAAAUGAAUAUGCUGUUAGAAGAGGCAAGAGACCGAUUUGGUUAUUAUCCGCACAAAAAUGAUCCUAAAUUCCUUAAGUUGGUGGAAGAAUUCAGCGAACAGAAGAAGCUCGGACGUAAACAGAAGAAAGACAAGAGUGUAUAG